UUCUAAUAGGAGUUAACAGGCCCUGGUUGGCAUUAAUAAAUAUGGCAAGCAAAAGGGUUAUUGCAUUUUUGGGUACUUCCAAUAAGGCAUCUAAUUUUGCAGGUAUAAUAACACGAAAUAUACACGAUGUAACUUCUGAUUCUGCUAAAAAAGUGACUCAUACCGAUCAGCUGUAUGAUGAAGAUGAUUACCGUAAUGUUAGAUUUGUAGACAGACCAAAAGAAGUUAAUGACAACUGGGCUAUUAAACUGAUAGCUGAAGUCCCACCAAAACCUACAAAAGAAAGAAUUGUGGCUUGUAAUGGUGGUGGUGGACCCUUGGGACAUCCGAAAAUUUAUAUUAAUUUGGAUAAACCUGGAGACCAUUCUUGUGGAUAUUGUGGACUACGCUUUUACAAUGAUCAUCACUAAGCAAGAAGUCACACAUGGUUCAAGUAGUUACAUUCAUAUGAAAUUCUUGUAAAUAUAUUAAAAAAUAUUUAUUGUGAUCCAUGGUAGAA
Messenger RNA from Dufourea novaeangliae, 499 nucleotides. RefSeq names its product NADH dehydrogenase [ubiquinone] iron-sulfur protein 6, mitochondrial (gene ND-13A). NCBI's taxonomy places the organism in Eukaryota, Metazoa, Arthropoda, Insecta, Hymenoptera, Halictidae. Gene Ontology annotation, biological process: mitochondrial electron transport, NADH to ubiquinone. The record is from RefSeq and is a predicted model, not a curated record. The coding region runs from base 42 to 410 and encodes 122 amino acids. The transcript has 3 exons.